AUGAGGCCCGCUGGAAGCGCCAGCCUGGCUUGUGGAGGGAGCCGUGUGGGCGGUAGGCCCUGCCCAAGCCUGCCGUGCGCGCUGUCCGCGUUCAGCGCGGGUGGGUUGGCUGGGAUGUUAGUUGAACAUAUUAUCCAGCUGAUUGAAGGGAAAGCCUCUGCUUAUGUAUUUGCAAGUCCUGGAUGUAAGAAGUGGGAUACUUGUGCUCCAGAAGUUAUUUUACAUGCUGUGGGAGGCAAGCUGACUGAUAUCCAUGGAAAUGCUCUUCAGUAUAACAAGGAAGUGAAGCAUAUGAACUCUGCAGGAGUCCUGGCCACACUGAGGAAUUAUGACUACUAUGCAAGUCGAGUUCCAGAAUCUGUUAAAAGUGCACUUGUUCCUUAAAGGACAUCUCAUUGACUUAGCUAGGAUAAAACUUAGUUCUUGGAAAAAUACAUUUAAAAACUAACUGGAUGGAAUUAGAGCCUCACCUUUACUUUAUGCAUUGUUGCUCAGUGAUUUAUACUUAGUUACUUAGAAGGAGAAAAAUGAAAGGAUUUGCUUUGUUUCAUUA
Messenger RNA from Manis pentadactyla (Chinese pangolin), 553 nucleotides. RefSeq names its product 3'(2'),5'-bisphosphate nucleotidase 1-like. Lineage: Eukaryota; Metazoa; Chordata; Mammalia; Pholidota; Manidae. Gene Ontology annotation, molecular function: 3'(2'),5'-bisphosphate nucleotidase activity. Gene Ontology annotation, biological process: phosphatidylinositol phosphate biosynthetic process. The coding region runs from base 1 to 384 and encodes 127 amino acids. The record is from RefSeq and is a predicted model, not a curated record. The transcript is spliced from 3 exons.